CUCUUCCAUUUUGGGUAAGGGGUCCAAUGUUAGGGAAAGGUGGUUAUGGUACAGUCUAUUGUGCCAAAAUGAUCGAAGUACCAUCACUAGUUGAUGGGACUUCACACUUACGUGGAUUUCGCUCUCUCAUGGCUGUCAAAACAUCUUUACUUUCUGAAAGUGACGAGCUUGUUAAUGAGAAGAAAAUACUCGACCUUUUUGAUGAUUGUCCAUUUAUAAUUGACUGUUACGGAGAUGAUACAACUAUUCAAUAUAAUAAUGAUGAUCAACAAGUAAUAUUCUAUAAUGUGUUUUUGGAGUACGCGGCUGGUGGAACCUUGUUCGAUCACAUCGAAACCUCUCCGCUUUACAAUGAGUCCGAACAAGUCAAACAGUACAUAAAGUCGAUUUUGAUGGGUGUUAUGUGCAUUCACGAGAAGGGUUUUGUUCACUGUGAUCUGAAACCAGAUAACAUACUACUGGUCAAAGAGAAAGAAGAUGAUGACUUUUAUGUGGCCAAAAUCUCUGAUUUCGGAUUGGCAAAGAUGGCCGAUCCUAUUAAAGGUAGUUCUGAGUAUAUGGCUCCUGAAUGUGUGUGUGAAGACAAAUUUCAAGAACAACAGUUAGACAUUUGGGCAUUUGGUACAAUGGUUCUCCUUAUAUUAACCAAACGACGGGUAUGGAGUGAGGAUUUAAGCCAUUAUAUCUCUGAAGAGGCUAAGGAUUUUGUGCUCAAGUGCUUAGAAACCAACCCAUUCGAGAGACCAUCAGCAAAGAUGCUCCUGAGUCACCCAUUUAUAGCUGAUAAGAAGAUUAUGAGGAAUUGAUGAAGAUUUUGGGGAUAAUGAGAAGAUCUGAAGAGAAUUGUGGGAAGUGCUCAAAUUACAGUGAUGAUCUCAUGUGUACAGUUUUUUUUUUUUUUUUUAAGGUUGUUAUGUAAUUGUUUUUUUACGUAGGGAAUAAUAAUAUAUAUAUAUAUUUUAAUGAUGUGAUUGAUGAUUUAAAUUAAUGAUGUUCUUUUAUUCAUAUACGUAGGCGUAGCCUAAGUAUUUAAGAGUUAUUAGUGGUUGUUUUUGCUGUAACAUUAAUUAGCUUACUCGAUCUACAUAAAAACAAAAAGGAACUGAAGCUUAUGGCGAUGCUUUGACUCAUGCUGUUCAUUAGCUUUGGUCGCAGUCUUCGUAUGAGGUUUUUAUCUGUGGAUUUUUUAAUCUGAGAGAAUGAGUUUUAAUGAAUAUUGAAUCGGUUAAGAUGAAGCUUUAUUGCAUUUUGAGGCACUUUUUGUUUAAAUCUGAGUUAAAUUAUCUCUAUUAUAUAUUGAUGCAUUAAUAUUUUUCAAUUACGAAGAUUCAUAGUAUGUUAGAGUAUUAUACGUUGA
This is a messenger RNA of Humulus lupulus (European hop), 1357 nucleotides long. Its product is annotated as mitogen-activated protein kinase kinase kinase 20-like. Gene Ontology annotation, biological process: protein phosphorylation. The record is from RefSeq and is a predicted model, not a curated record. The transcript has a single exon. The coding region runs from base 27 to 806 and encodes 259 amino acids. Gene Ontology annotation, molecular function: protein kinase activity; ATP binding. Lineage: Eukaryota; Viridiplantae; Streptophyta; Magnoliopsida; Rosales; Cannabaceae.